AUGACCCGUGGUUGUGGGAAGUGGCAAGGGUCAGGAAUACCAUGCAGACAUGGUCUAAGGGUCAUAUACAGCCAAAGACAUCAAGCCAGAGAUUAUGUGUCACCAUACUUCAAGGGAGCUACUUACAAGCUGACUUAUGGAGACCACAUCAAUCCCAUGUCAGAUCCAAGUCACUGGCCAGCAUUUGAUGUGCCUGAAAUAGCACCACCAACUGUCAAAAGAGCUGCGGGCAGACCAGCUAAGCAGAGAAGGAGAGCACUUCAUGAAGCAAGAAAAGGAAAGAGGCACAAGAACAACAAGUGCAGUCUUUGCAAGGAGUUGGGACACAAUGCAAAAACCUGUAAGGCAAGAAAGGAAGCAGCAAAACAAGCAGAAAAUGCAGCAUCCAGUUCACAGCAAGGCAAAGGAAGAGGGAGGAAGAGAAAGGCUGACAGUUAG
Molecule: messenger RNA, 438 nt
Organism: Chenopodium quinoa (quinoa)
Lineage: Eukaryota; Viridiplantae; Streptophyta; Magnoliopsida; Caryophyllales; Amaranthaceae
Exons: 1
Coding region: 1-438 (145 amino acids)
Molecular function (GO): zinc ion binding; nucleic acid binding
Source: RefSeq, a predicted model, not a curated record